Tripterygium wilfordii is the source of this 2036-nucleotide messenger RNA. RefSeq lists its product as uncharacterized. Bases 444 to 1670 code for a protein of 408 amino acids. The record is from RefSeq and is a predicted model, not a curated record. The transcript is spliced from 15 exons. NCBI's taxonomy places the organism in Eukaryota, Viridiplantae, Streptophyta, Magnoliopsida, Celastrales, Celastraceae.
GGUUUCAAAAUUCGGACACUAAAAUCUCGAAAUUUACGACGAGAGCCCCUCCACUCCAGAGGGAAUAAUCGUCUUCUUCAACAGCAUUGGUUGCUACAUUUAUUUGUCAUUUCUUCACUUCUUCUUCGUCGUCAGUUUCGUCAACUUCUGUCUGUUUGUUCCUUAAAAGAGAAGAAGCGACCGGCUAAAAUCACGUUUGGUUUUCUCCAAUUUGUCAAGAGAUUUCAAUUUUCGUUCCAGGUGAUCUCUCUCUCAAUCGAGGGUUUUCAGGACAGAGGAUCUUUGUAUUCAUUUGUCGUGUAGGGUUGACUGUCCUGUCAUGAUGAAGUCUAUUUUGUGUUUAAAGCAUUGAAAGCUACAGUCUUGAUGAGCUCGUGGACUUGGAGCGACUGUUUGUUGCUGCAUUUCAAUUCAUAUAUUUGUGAUUUUAGAGCCUGAAUAAAAUGGGAAUCCCCAUUCGAAGUGGGAAUAUGAGGAAACCUAAAGAAACAAUGAGGCUUAUUGUAACAACUUUGUUUGGAGUUAUUUUUGGCUUCUUUUUGGGGGUAUCCUUCCCAACACUUUCAUUGACAAAGAUGAGUCUCCCAUCAAACCUUUUUCCUUCCAUUGAUCUCACAUACAUUGAGGACAAGUACUCUGGUCUUUCAACCAAAGCUUUAUUCAAUGCUUGGUCUUCAAUAAAGGGCAACAGAGGCAGCGUUACUCAAUACAUGUACAAUGAAACAAAGAUAUGGGUUACAACAAAUCCUCGAGGGGCUGAGAGACUACCCCCGGGUAUAGUUGAAUCUGAGUCAGAUUUCUAUCUUCGCCGACUGUGGGGUCAGCCUAAUGAGGACUUCACCGUCAAACCAAAGUAUCUUGUAACCUUCACUGUUGGUUAUGGUCAAAAAGAAAAUAUUGAUGCAGCAGUUAAAAAGUUCUCAGAGAAUUUCACUAUUCUUUUGUUUCACUAUGAUGGUCGGACAAGCGAAUGGGAUGAGUUUGAAUGGUCAAAGCGAGCAAUUCACGUGAGUGCUCACAAGCAAACUAAAUGGUGGUAUGCAAAACGAUUUCUGCACCCUGAUAUUGUGGCACCCUAUGACUACAUUUUUAUGUGGGACGAGGAUCUUGGGGUGGAGCACUUUGAUGCUGAGGAAUACUUAAAAUUGGUCAGGAAACAUAGCUUGGAGAUCUCGCAGCCUGGUUUAGACCCUAGCAGAGGAACAACUUGGGCAAUGACAAAGAGGAGAGAUGGCAGUGAGGUUCACAAGGACACUGAGGAGAGACCAGGGUGGUGCACUGACCCACAUUUGCCACCAUGUGCUGCAUUUGUUGAGAUCAUGGCUACGGUAUUCUCUCGAGAUGCAUGGCGUUGUGUUUGGUAUAUGAUUCAGAAUGACUUGGUUCAUGGAUGGGGCCUAGAUUUUGCUCUUAGGAAAUGUGUUGAGCCCGCUCAUGAGAAAAUAGGAGUUGUAGAUGCUCAAUGGAUUGUCCAUCAAGGCGUUCCUUCGCUUGGGAAUCAGGGGAAAUCAGAGGCUGGGAAGGCACCAUGGGAAGGGGUGAGGGAGAGGUGUAGAAGAGAAUGGACAAUAUUCCAAGAUCGAAUGGUAAAUGCAGAAAAAGCCUAUUUUGACGAUUUGGGAAUCGACUCCUCUAAUUCAAGUCUCCGUGGGGUUCCACACAAGAAAUAGUAUCUUCACAUAAUUGAUUAUUUGUAAGGUGCUUAAAGCAUUACUCUUAUUAUGUCCAACAGGGUUAUGUUGAUAAUAUAAUUACAAGUCUAUGUCGUGAUGUCUAUUAGUGCCUUCUGAAAGAUGAAAAGGGUCGGGCUCUUUUUCUGUGAUAAGUAUGAUGUCAUGUUACGCCCUUUAGUGUUCCUUCAGAGAAGUAGAGCAAAAGAAAGUUGUUUUAGUAUUUCACGUACUGGUGCUAGAAUUAAUUGACACGAAUCUCGAAUUUGGGUUCGAGAGAUCUUUAGUCCUUACUGCUUAUGUUGGAGAAGGAUUUGGAUGUGGCGAGUUCUGUAGUAAUAAGACUCUGGGUUGGAGCUUUCUCUU